Molecule: messenger RNA, 4044 nt
Organism: Cydia pomonella (codling moth)
Lineage: Eukaryota; Metazoa; Arthropoda; Insecta; Lepidoptera; Tortricidae
Product: serendipity locus protein alpha
Exons: 9
Coding region: 653-3010 (785 amino acids)
Biological process (GO): cell migration; cellularization; cell-cell adhesion
Cellular component (GO): adherens junction; membrane; cytoplasm
Molecular function (GO): actin filament binding; beta-catenin binding
Source: RefSeq, a predicted model, not a curated record
GGGCAGAAUUGUAUCUUAAUAAAUUCUUUUGGAUUAUAAGAACAUGUUAAACUACUUUUAGGGGACCUGUAAUAACCAUAUUUUUGUAAAUAUUGAAUUUAAAAUAUCUUUUGGCACACGUCACGUGACCAAACUCGAAACGUCUUUGAAGAUUCUGAUGACGUCACAACUCUCGGAUUGACACCGUUGACAGUUAGGCGAUAAACAACAAAUGACAAAUGUCAGUUGACAGUUCGUAUCUUCUACGUGUGUAUGUACUUAUGUGUCAAACCGUAAACUGUGAAGUCACACAAUUUUCAUAGAGCGUUUUGGGCGCGAAUGCAUCUGUCAAAAUAUAUUUUGUUUAUUUAACAUAUUUAAAGCCGUUUUUAUUAGUAUAAAAGUUGAAUAUUAGGGCAACUUUUAGUUAAUAUAGAACGUAAUACAAGCGUUUUAAAAAAUUGGAAACAACCCUAUUAGAAACAGAUGCGGCCGGCCCUCCUUGACUUCUCAUCCGGAUCCUUCAACUUAAUAACAUUUUGGUAAAAAUCGUAUCGUCUGUAUUAGUUUUGACAUUUCUGUGCUGGCAACUCAAAAUAACCGAUUGUCAUUUUUAAAAUUUCUGUAAGUUAAUAGGUUUUGUAAGUUGCUUUAUAGUAAGUUAUUAUACAAAAUGGAUCUAAAUUUAGAUUUUCUGCACAUCCCACGGGAUCCACCGAAUGCUUCAAAGUUUAUUGUGGAUUUGUUAUUUAACAAGAUAUAUCCAUUAAUAAUUAGAAUACGAACUCGCUUACAAGCUGAUAUAGAACAAGACGAGGAAGGCACACAUAUUCUGAAUGUGUUUACUUUGUGCUGCAGUCAGAUCAAGAAAUGUGUACUCAACUUGUUUGAUAUCUUCAAACUCGAAAAUCAAGAAGGAAUACUGCUACAGGAAAGUCGACAAUGCACCAUAGAGAGGUUAUCUUGGUGUGUCAACAGACUUGUAGUGGUUGAAGACAAAUUAAAAGACUUGGCGCAGAAUACUCAAAAUGACUUAAGUUGUGAAGACUCUCCAUUCACAACUCCCAUUUACUUUGUCAACUGGAUGGAUCAUACUUUUGAAACUCUUUCUAAGCUGGCUGAAAUUAUUUACAAAACUGAUUACAAAGACAGUGUUGAACUUUAUUUUGAAUGGAAAAUUGAAUUAUUAGACUGCAUGCGACAGUUACACUCUGCUCUGGAUGAGCUGCUGCUGUCUGCCAUGACAUUGUGCAAGUAUUGCCUGCCGUCAGACCAAAUAAUAGUGAAAACUCGGUGUCAAGUGGUCCUAAGAGAAGCUAAAGUUUUAAUAAAUGAAGUCAUUGAAGGAGAUACAGAUGGAAAAUUCAAUGCCACAGUAAACUCACUGAAAUUACCAAUCAUGCCAACCAAUGUAAAUGUCACAAUUGAUGUCCUAAAGGAUGUCCUUUACGUUUUGGAGACAAACACAAACACUGCUUUGCUAGCACUAGUUGUUCACUGCUUCAGUAACACUGUCUCUCCUGUUGACAUACUGAAAGGACAUUUUGAGAACACAGAAGGGUGUCCAUGUCAUGAUACUAGUGAGGACAAUAUUGUAGAAGAUUGUGAAUAUGUUAAAGACUUUGAUCUCUACAGUGAGAGGCUUCUGCAGAUUGGAUCUUUCGCUGUAUCUUGUUCUUCAGAUCAGGAAAGAAUUGUAUCUCUAAGAAGCGGCCUUGCAAGUUUGGAAGCGCUGGACCCUCAUCUGGUGCCGGCAUUGAUGGUUUCUCCCGGUAGUUGUCACGCUGGAUUCCUCUCUGACUCCUGGCGUAAGGAAGUACAGGAUAUAAAGGACAGUGUUUUCCUGAUUGUGGACCCGGCUGCAUUCGCAGAGAAAUCAAAACAAAUGAUGCACCAGACCCUGCUGCAACUCUUCAACACGAAGAAGUACGAAAGUAGCGUUGUGUGCAGUGUGAUCAACCUGGGCGGCGUGGUUCGUGACUUUUUCGAUGUCUACAUAGAACAUGAGCCUGACGCGCUGUCUUGCCAAGAAGCUUUGUUGCUGUUACUGGCUGACUUGAACAAAGCUCUUCAGGAGUGCAAGGUGGUCAGCAACCUUCUCUGCUCAAAGGACGAUUAUUCGUAUGACAUAAAAAAACCCACGCACAAAAAAGAGGUCUCUCUGGAGCAGCUUUUUAAACGUCUGAAACUAUUGUACACACUGGUUAAUAGAAUAAACCAGUUGCUUCAUCCCGACGAUAAUGAUGACCAGUUCUUUAAAUCGGAGAUAGCAGAAGAACAGCCGACCAUUCAAAAUGCCACGUAUACAAUGAACCCUGUAAUUGGCAACACUUAUGUUAGCUCCCCAAAAAAUAUACCCAGUAUGACACGCAGUGUACUUGCAAAAACUGCCAAUAUAAGAACACCAGCGAUGAGAUUUCCGUUGAAGAAAUUAAUCCAUCAAAUUAAAGCUCAAAAAUGUAACGAGUUAAAUUUCUCCGUACAGCUCGACGCGAUGUUUAACCUGUCUGAAUUUGAAAAUGAUAAAAAAGAAAAAGCCGAAGUUCACAAAAGCUCGAUUUUGUACAAUUUCUCCCCCAAAAAGAACAGGUCGUCGCUAAGGAAAAUGGUUUUAAACAAAUGCUAUAACUUGUGUUCUGAGAAACAGUUGGAAAAUAAAGGCCUAAAGAGCGAAGUGCUCUUCAAAGAGAGUCUCAUGGACGACACAACAAGUUUACAGAUUUCAGAAAUCCUUGAACAGAUGCACGACAUGACGAAACUUCUCUCCAAAACGAAUUCGCGAGUCAAUCGCACAUGGUCCAUUUCAACAAGGAACACCAAUCGGAAUACAUCACUAUCGAAAUACUUGUGCAACAUACCGCCUAAUGACAGUACCCUGGAAGUAGAAGUGCGUUUGGACGACACUGAGGCGAAUGCUACUAAUGCAACGGUGCCAUCCGAUGUGUCAACGUUAGAGAGACUGAAGGAUUUGAAUCGUAUUGAGAACAAAUUGACUAAUCUGAAGCUAUUGCAUAGGGAAACUCGUUUGUAAUUAAGGGUAUCGCUUACAACAUCGAAGUAGAGUAGUUUGAUGUUUGAGUAUGAUCGCGCCUCGCAUUUUCAGUUUGGAUUCAUAUCUCACGGAAAAUUCGUCGAGCGGUUCCAAUUUCGGGAUAAUUACAUGCAAGUUAAAUCCGGAUAUUGACGCCUAAGGCAGGUGCGCUGAAAGUUCGUUAGAAGGAGAGUAGCCGAAAGCUGAUGACAUAGAACCGCCUGUCGUUUCCGUUUUGGGGAGAAAGAAACAUUUAAAUCCAAUUUAGAACAAAUUGGCUAACCUGAAGGUAUGGGAAUAGAUUAUUUUCAUAUAAAAUCGAGGAAGAAACUGCUUAUAACAUGAUUUUAUAUUUAUUGUUAUUACAUAAACAGAAUCGUCUAAAAAUAGUAUGUAUCGAAUUUAGUAUAUUGAGACUAGGUAUAAUGUACAAGUUUACUUUUAAUAAAUCAUUAUUUAUAAGAUACACAAAAAUUUAUUCACGACAAUUCGUUGCAAGUAACUUAAAUGCACAACUGUGAUAUUAGGUACCUAAUUCAAAAAGUGAAAAAUAACACUCAGUAACUCAACUCAGCUAUAAGUAUUAUUGUAACGGAUUACUACAAACUUAUAAAACGAAAUAUGGCAGCAACAGCCGCAAAUCAUUCGCUACUUUUAAAGAAAUAAGAUGCAACGCUUAUAUUUGUCAAGCAGUUCGUAGUGAAGUGGCAGCCUCCGGGCCAGCUUUUGCCGUGUUGUUCGAGAGAGCGAUCGUGCAUAAACAUAAAGAAAGGUCAGCCACGUUUCUACCGCGAUGUUUUUACAUUGUCGCGAACGAGUAAGACUCUGAAAAGUGAACUUUGUAUCUUCAUUUGGUUUAUAUCUUGUCAUUUAAUUUAGUCCAUUGUAUUAUAUAAAAUAGUUUUAAAGGAUUUAAAGUAUUAAGUAAGAAAAUGAAUUCCGUCCGUAUCGUGUGGUAUAGUUAUAUAUGUAUAUUUAAUUUUAUUGAAUGUUUUUUUACAAUUAAUUACUAAAUAAAUAUUGUGGCCGUAUAA